Poeciliopsis prolifica (blackstripe livebearer) is the source of this 2544-nucleotide messenger RNA. It is a transcript of the gene alpi.2, whose product is annotated as alkaline phosphatase, intestinal, tandem duplicate 2. Lineage: Eukaryota; Metazoa; Chordata; Actinopteri; Cyprinodontiformes; Poeciliidae. The transcript is spliced from 11 exons. Gene Ontology annotation, biological process: dephosphorylation. Gene Ontology annotation, cellular component: plasma membrane. Gene Ontology annotation, molecular function: alkaline phosphatase activity. The coding region runs from base 43 to 1605 and encodes 520 amino acids. The record is from RefSeq and is a predicted model, not a curated record.
ACUCACAAGCAAAGGUUUGUAAAUUUGCCUGCAGCCAACACAAUGGCAAAGACACACAACCUCAUUUUUGCUGGACUAUUAAUAUUUGCAUCAACUCAGAGGACUUUGUGCGUUAUCGAGGAAGAGCUUCAUCCUGAAUACUGGAACAACAAAGCGAAACAAGCUCUUCACACUGCACUGAAUGUUCAGCCUAAUGUGCACCGCGCCAAAAACCUCAUCCUGUUCCUGGGGGACGGAAUGGGAAUGCCAACAGUGACAGCUGCCCGGAUCCUCAAAGGUCAGCUGGAAGGACAUUCAGGAGAGGAGGGACGUUUGGUUAUGGAUACAUUCCCUCACCUGGCACUGUCUAAGACAUAUAACGUAGACCAGCAGAUGCCAGAUAGUGCUGGCACGGCGACGGCAUACUUAUGUGGGGUAAAAGCCAACUAUGGGACCCUUGGAGUCUCUGCUGCCACUCCACUGGGUGACUGUAAAGCUUCUUUCGGCAAUGAAGUCACAUCAAUUCUCCACCGUGCCAAGAAAGAAGGAAAAUCUGUUGGAAUUGUCACAACAACAAGAGUGCAACAUGCUUCCCCUGCUGCGAGCUACGCUCACUCUGCAGACAGAGAUUGGUAUUCUGACUCUGACCUCUCUGAGGAAGCUGUCCAAAAUGGCUGUCAUGACAUUGCUUAUCAACUGGUUCACAACACAGAGAUAGAUGUCAUUCUGGGUGGAGGUCGUCAGUAUAUGCUUCCAAAAGACAUAGUAGAUCCUGAAUACCCAUCUGAAACUGGAAAACGGAAAGACGGAAAAAAUCUUAUUGUUGAAUGGGCUAAAAACAAAGAGAAUGCUAAAUAUGUUUGGAAUAAAAAAGAGUUUGACGCUGUCGAUCCUCGAAAAACAAACUUCCUUCUCGGUUUGUUUGAACCCAAAGACUGUCGGUAUGAGCUGGAGCGGGAUACAUCUAUGGACCCUUCGCUAACAGAGAUGACAGAAAAGGCAAUCAAGAUUCUCCAAAAGAACCCAAAAGGAUAUUUCCUGUUUGUGGAAGGGGGGAGAAUUGAUCAUGCUCAUCAUGGCACUCAGGCUAAAAAAGCUCUCCACGAAGCUGUAGAGUUUGACCGUGCAAUCGGGCGAGCAGCAGAACUCACCAAUGAAAUGGACACGCUGACUGUAGUCACUGCUGACCACUCCCAUGUCUUUGCUUUUGGAGGAUAUUCUGCAAGAGGAAACUCUGUUGUGGGAGUUUCUCGUCACUUGGCCUUGGACAACAAGCAUUUUACCACUGCAAUUUAUGGCAAUGGACCAGGAUAUCAGAUAGUCAAUGGAACUCGCCCUGAUAUGAAUGAAUCAAUUUCAUCAACAAAUGACUACAAACAGCAGACUACAGUCCCUCUCGAUUCAGAGACCCAUGGUAUAGAAGACGUGGCCAUCUUUGCCAAAGGACCAAUGUCUCACCUUUUCCACGGAGUUCAGGAACAGAACUACAUUCCACAUGUCAUGGCUUAUGCUGCCUGCAUAGAGCCCUAUAAUGAUUGCCAACUACUUGAAGACCACAGUGGAAGAAUUCACUCUAGCCUACUUCUUGUUCUGAUGGGCUUGCUGGCUGCCCUGUGCCCUGCCUGAUAUCACAGUCCCAACAGGAUUCAUUAAGAUGUUGGAAUUAAUCCACAAUCUUUUAUUUUGGUUGAAAUAUAAAUUAUUAUUGUAUUGCAUUUCAAUGUGCUAAGACAUAUGUAGCCAUUCGUCGUAAGGCAUCUUUGUUCAACAUUUGAGCUGAAAAAGUAUUUCCAAUAAUGCUGAAUAUGGAACCUGUGAAUCUGAACGCUUUCUUAAACAUUUGUAUCUAAAAUAUGACUGUGAUUCUUUUAAAAUUCUAUUUAAAAUUAUUUACUUGGUUUUUGUGUUGGGCUAUCGGCUUGUUUAAAAUAUGCUCUACCUUCAUGAAUAAACAUAAAAUGAAAAUAAAAUUAAAACUGUUAAAGUUAAACUUUAUGUAUGUGGGUUUAAAAUUGCUGAUGUUUUCUACUGUUAUUUGGCAGGUUUUAUUGCUAACUGCACUUCUUAUGUUUAAUUAUAUUCUAGAUUUUUAUAUGUGUAUGAAAACUUGUAUUCUGACACAGUUGUAGAAAUUAUGCUCAAGUUGAAGACCCAUGAAAGUUGGUGAAUUAUAAGCGCCCAUCUCAAAUGAAAGGAAGCUUUAAAAUUUGCAAUACAACAUAUACAAAUAAAUUAUGUUGCAAUAGUUUUGGCUGAAAUUCCAAUGUUUAGGAAGAAUAACAGCAUUAUAGCAACCUUUAUGUGUAAAUAUAUAACAUCAAAACUCAUUUUAAAAACUCUGUGACAUCAACCAAACUCACUAAAUAUAAUUCACCUAGUCAGUUUUUCCUAUUUGUUUUGCUAUUUUGCUGCAAAUCUUUUUAUUAGUUCAAUUCAAUUCAGUUUAUUUGUAAGGCACCAGUUGACAACAACAAAUGUAAUUUUGAGGAACUUACCAAAAAGUCACUUCAGUCAAACAUUCCAAUUAAUUCUAGUUGUUGCAGUGCAUUAAACUAUGUCUAUGGA